This is a messenger RNA of Purpureocillium lilacinum, 2544 nucleotides long. Its product is annotated as SNF1-interacting protein. Gene Ontology annotation, cellular component: cytoplasm. NCBI's taxonomy places the organism in Eukaryota, Fungi, Ascomycota, Sordariomycetes, Hypocreales, Ophiocordycipitaceae. The record is from RefSeq and is a predicted model, not a curated record.
AUGGGCAAUUCAAACACAAAAGAGUCGCGCGGCGACGGUGCCGAAGGCCUAGAUGCACGCCGCAACGAUGGCCGACCCCGCCGUAUGAGUCGAGGCGACCUCGGCGGCCUUCUCAGCCUGCAAACCGGCUCUCGCGACCGUGAACGCCAGGAUGCUCCAUUUGAACGUCGGGAGACACGACAGGAGCGAGAGGCACGGAGGCUAGAACGAGAGCGCGUUGCUCGUGCCAAGGAGCGAGAGCGCAGCAUGCGCGAAGAGCACAUCGACGGUGGCUUCCUUGUCACCUUGGGUACAUACACUGGCACCGAAGACUUCAGCAAACCAGUUGUGAGGCAACUGCAGGUCGAGCGAAAGAUUGCACCCUUCUGGCGUGGCCUGAAUGACUGGUCUGAAAGCUGGGCGGAACAUCAACUCGUUGCGGCAGCCCGCGGUCUCCCCAUACCGGCGGCUGAUGCGCCGCCGGAUCCCGAGCUGAUGCCCCGUCCCGCGCCACCACCGUCUGCAUCCACACAGAAUCUCAACAAUCUCACGGUACCUAUGGGGCCCCGCACGAUGUCGGCAGCCUCGGAUCGCAGCGAAUCAGCCAAUGGGUCCAACUUGCCGUCUCCUACGGCUGGAGGUACGGUGAAGAGCUCAUCGAUCAAGCCAAGGGCAAAGGCACUUGCAGCUGCUCUGAGCGUGAGCUCCCGGAAUGCUUCAUCUACUGAUUUGGCGCCGAAAGAGGUGAUGCUGCCGCACGAUCCGUUCGUCAACGGUCAACCCAUCGAGGUCUACCUGUACAAGGACGCCUCGGAGUGCCCCAUCUGUUUCCUUUCUUAUCCCCCCUACCUCAAUCGCACCCGCUGCUGCGACCAGCCCAUUUGCAGCGAGUGCUUUGUCCAGAUCAAGCGCGCCGACCCGCAUCUGCCCGAGCACCACCCUGACGGUGCUGCGCGGGAUCCCAACGAGGGCCUGAAUCCCGACGACCCGCCAGAGAUGCUUAUCUCGGAGCCAGCGGCUUGCCCUUACUGCCAGCAACCCGAAUUUGGUGUCACGUACGAGGCCCCGCCAUUCCGACGAGGCUUGGUCUACACGGCGUCGUCCUCCAACUUUGGGUCAACAGCCAUGUCGUCCCAGAGCUCGCUGAACUCAACCUUGCCACCUACGUCGCCGCAGCAACACGGACGAAGGCGAACACACAGCUUGUCGGCGACAGCCCCAGGUGUCAUCACCACGGACCGCGUGCGACCGGAUUGGGCGACUAAGCUGGCGUCCGCACGGGCACAUCAGGCCCGCCGCGCCGCAGCAGCGACGGCCCUUCAUACAGCGGCGUUUUUGGUAGGCGGAACCGAACAACGUUCGCUCUUGCGUGGCGGACGGUUCGGUCGUAGGAAUAACGGUACCGGCAGCAACGGCACGAGCACGCCCGGGCCAGAAAACAGUACUUCGGCCAUUGGCGCGCCCGACGGCCUGGAGCCUGGUGAGCGGGGGUCAUCCGCUGGCCAAGGAGAUGGUACCAGGCGGACCAGAAUGGAAGAACUAGAAGAGAUGAUGUUCAUGGAGGCGGUACGACUGUCACUGGCCAGCGAAGAGGAGCGCAAGCGGAAGGAGGAGAAGGCUAUCAGAAAGGAGGCUAAGAAACGCCAACAGGCCGAGCGAAAGGCACAGAAGAAGCAAAGCAAAGAUCCAUAUGGAGGAGGCUUGAGCGGUGCUAGUGGCAGCAGCCUCUCCCUUGGACUUGGCCGGAGGAGGGGAAACAGUGCCGCAAGCAACCUGAGGAUGGAAAUCACCGUCCCUGGAACGUCACAGUCUCCGCGAGGCGACGAAUCACCGGCAUCGGAGCACGAGGACAAGGGCGAGAAUGGAGUUGGCAAGGGCAAGGGCGUUGACAGAGGCGCGUCUGAACCGACAACCCCUGCGACCGCCUCUGGGGCUUCACUCCCGAUUCCUACGACGAGCUCUCGCGGAGGAUCCCAUUUACGGCAGAUGAGCAACGCAUCUUCCCUUGGGUCCUCCCUUGCCGACACACCAUCAGGCAGCUUUUCCGGUACUGGCUUCGUUGGGCCCGAAGGCACCGCCAACACCCGUCAGGGUCGAAGCGAUGACGGAGACGGCAAUGAACCGUUGUUCAACUUUCGAAGCUUGGCGGAGCUCGUUGGCGUCAACAUCGACGACGGAUCGGCACAUGCUGGCACAAGUGAGAGUGCCGAAGCUCCUCAGGGUGCGCAUGACGGCUCGGGCCGACCACUGUCGCAGGUGAAGGAAGACGAAAAGGAAGAGGCCGAAGCGGAGCACGUUGAAGCUCGUGAAUCAGAGAAACGCACUGGUGGAGCCGCGGACAAUGCCGAGGACCUGGAAAAGACCAUUACUCUUCCCCCGCAGGUUACGCUCACGCCCGAAGUGUCGUCUGCCAGCGACAGCGCCGAAAACAGCCGUCGCAUAGCGCUGUCUCCGGAGGUCACUUUGACGCCGGAGACGCCAGUACCAAUGGAGGAGUCCAAGACGGAGGACAAGCGACUGGGGCAUUCCAACGUCAUGGAGCACGCGACGCCCAUCGCGCAAUGA